This is a messenger RNA of Theileria equi strain WA, 3474 nucleotides long. RefSeq names its product 158-kilodalton Babesia equi protein. The record is from RefSeq and is a predicted model, not a curated record. NCBI's taxonomy places the organism in Eukaryota, Apicomplexa, Aconoidasida, Piroplasmida, Theileriidae. The transcript is spliced from 2 exons. The coding region runs from base 1 to 3474 and encodes 1157 amino acids.
AUGAGGUUACGCACGCAGAUUCUAUCUUUUAUAUUCGCCAACUUUUUACUAUCAGGUUCGGACGCCUGGGUUAAUAGGUUUCACGAGCAGUCAUUGGUUGCCAACGACUCUGGCUUCCAUGAUGUAUCGACAGGUGACGACCUGGACUCGUCGUUUUUGACCGUGUCUCAAGACGAGGAAUUUGAUGACGUUGACGUUACGCUGGAGGAUUUUGAAGAUGAUGAAGAAGACUCCUUUCUACAGCGUGGAGAUGUUCCCCAAACGAGUACUACUGAGGAUUACCAGACGAUCCACAAAAAGUGCAAGAAGUGGGAACCACUCACCCAGUGUGCCAACAAGUCCACCAUUUCAUGUUUGGACCCUGACCAGAAGGACUUGACUCUACCAUGCUUUGAAUUCACAAAUAACAAGUGGUCACACUGGUCACCAUGCGUAGGCAAUUCCCAGUUUAGGUUCUUGUUGGACACUGUUACUGGAGGUACCGAGUACCGUUCAUGCACCGAGAGUGAAAUGGAAGAACAAAAAGAGGAACGACCAGCAGCAGUAGUACCACAACCAGACCACAAGACCCUCGAAGAGGCCCAGAGAUUGGCCAAGGAGGCAAAGGAUAAGGAAGAACAAUUGGCAAGGGAAAGAGCAGAGCUGGAACGUAAGAAGGCUGAGCUUGAACAACUCGUCAAGAAUGCCCAGAGUGCAGAAGAACGCGCCAAAGCGGAGAAAAGAACCCUGGAAGAAGCAAAGGAGCAACAAAAGAACCAACAUGAGCAAGAGUUGAAAAGGUUGGAGGAGUUGCGCAGAGCUCAAAAGUCGGAACAUGAACAACAGCAAGACCUGAUCCUUAGGGCCAAGGAAGAACUCCAAAGGAGGGAAGAAGCCCAUAAACUCAAGGAACAGGCUGCCGAAGAAAAGAGGAUUAAGGAUGAGGCUGAUAGGUUGGCCAAGAUUGAAGCCGAGGAAAAAGCAAGACUUGACAAAAUCAAACAAGAGGACCAGGAGAGAAAGGAUAAGAUUGCCGCAGAAGAAGAAAAGCUAAAACAAGCCAGAGAGGCAGAGCAACAGAGAUUGGAUGCAGAGAGACAAGCACUUGAGAAAGAAAGACAGGAUGAACUUGAAAAGAGAAAAGCCCACGAAGAUGAUAUUGUAAAGAGAAGCCUAGAGGCAAAUCGGGCACUCGAGGAUCUUCAAGCCACUAGAUCCGAGGUUGAAAAGACACUCAGUCAUAAUAAGGAGGCAAAGGCUGCACUAGAAAAGGAGAGAGCUGCAUUUGACGCGGCUGUCGCCAAACUCAGGGAACAAGAAAAGUCUGUAGAACAGUCUGCUGAGGAUGCCAAAAAAGCCCUCGAGCGCGCAACAGUUGCACAAGAGGAUUAUGAAAGGAGGCUCAAGGAUGUUCAAGAUAGGGAGUCUGCUGUUAAAAAGAGAGAGGAUGAUGUUACAACAAAAUCCGCUACUGUUGAUAGCAAGGAAAUCACCGUCAAUGCAAAGGACGAAGAGCUCAAGACUAAACAAAAAUCCCUUGAGGAGAGAGCUGUUACUCUUGCGGCUGAUGAAAAGAAGGUGAAGGAUAGAGAAAAUGCCGUAAGCGACAAAGAAAAUGCUGCCACCAAAAGGGACGUCGAGUUGGCCGAAAAGGAAAAGCUCCUCAAUGAUAAGGAAGCUAACCUCAACACUAAAGAGAAGGACUUGGAGAAGAAGGAAAAGGAACUAGAGGAGAGACGCACAGCUGUUGAGCUUGGUGAAAAGGAACUAAAGGCUAAGGUAGCAGCUGCUGAGGAGACCGAUCGCAACUUGGCAGAAAAGGACACCAGACUCAAGACCAGAGAGGCUGAGGCUGCCAAGAAGGAGGCCAAGAACCUUGAGGAAUCUGUAAAAUUAGAAGGAGAAGCCAAGACACUCAAGACAAAGACCGAAGAACUCAAUGAAGAGAGCCGCAAGUUGAUUACUAAGGAGGGAGAACUCAAGGCUCUUGAGCAGACCUUGGAGGAGAGAAAGACUAGAGUAGCCGCAUCCGAAACCGCAUCUGAUAAGAGAGUCAAGGAUUUGGACGCCAGAGAAGCCCAGAUCAAUGCUGAUGAGGCUAGAGUAAAGGAGGGACUUGAGGCAAGAAGACGUGCUGUUGUUAGCAGGGAAAAUGCUGUCAAGAUCCAAUUGGAUAACUUGCUCGAAGCUCAAAAGGGACACAAGACAAAGAGUGCAGAGCUACUCGCUCUUGAAACUAAGCUCAAUAACCAACAAGCACAGUUGGAUACUACCAAGCAACAACUCGACUCUAAGGAGAAGGAACUAAAGACUAGCCAUGAACAGCUCGAUUCCAAGAAGAAGGCACUAGAUGAGGCUGUAGAAAAGAGCAAGAGGCUCGAAGAGAAGCAAAAGGAAAUGGAAAAACAGGCCGAAGAGAAUGCCGAGAACUUGAACACUGCCAAAAAAGAUCUUACCACCGCCCAGGCUCAAAACACUGCCCUUGAAAACAGAAAGAAAGAAUUAGAAACUGAAUUGGAGAAAUACAAGACUGAUCUUGAGGAAAGCAAGAAUACCGUCACCACUAAGGAGUCUGAGUUGAACAAGCUCAAGAGCGAUUUGGAAAGCAAGGCAGACCAAUUGCAACAAAAGACUCAAGAGGCCAUUGAAAAGCAAAAGGUUAUUGAAACAAAGACCAAGGAGCUCGAGAUGAAGAGUGAACAAUUGUCCUCAAAGGAUUCUGAACUUGAAGCUAAGAAGAAGGAAUUAAGUGACAAGAAUGAUGAACUCUUAAUGAAGAGCAAGGAACUUGACAGCAAGGAGAAGGAUCUACUUGCCAAACAAGUACAGAUUAUGAAGGGUGAUGAAGAAAGGACAAAGUUGUCCAAUGAUAUUGUCGCUCUAAAGAAGUCCAGAGAUGAGAUCACAGUUGAAUUGGGUAAGGCUAAACUCGCUUGCUCCGGAGCCAAACAACUUGAGGAUCAUACCCUAGCCACUCAUGAAGAAGGGGAUGCCCAAGAUACCGAAUUGGAUCUAGAACACCCCGACGUUCAUGAGGAGGGACAUGUUGAUUGGGAGGGACAUGAAGAGGAAGAUCAACAACAAGAGGGAGAAGAACACGACCAAGCUGAAGAAGGUGGCGAGAAUGAACAGGAACAUGUAGAAAGUGAAGAUGAACAGAAUUCUAGAGAUGAACAAGCUUGGCUGCACGAUAGGCAAGCAAAGGAACUUGCAGAACAUAUAAGAGCAAAGAGAGCAAAGGAAGGUACCUCCUCCACCAAAAAGAGAACAGUUACAACUAAUGUAGCUACUGCCUCUAUUGUCGCUGGUGUAUUCUUGCUUGUUGCCGGUGCCGCAUAUGGAUUUAAGAGGAGAAAUACCGAGUACCUCGAGUUUUGUGACGAUGUAGAUGCCGACGGAUACGCAGAUGAGUCCGACGAUGAACAAGUCGAUGACAGCGAAACCAAGAUCAGAAUCGAAGAAAGCGAAUUCUGGUCAAAGUCUAGCAAUGUUUAA